AGCUGAGCGGGGCUGCGCGCGAAGCGCCGCGCUUGCGGCUGGCUUCCUGUUUGUUCAGCGCGAGCGGCUGCGGUAAAAUUUCCAUUACACGCUGGACAGACAGGGCGGUGAAGAGAAGAAAAAGAAAAAAAAAAAGGGGGGGGGUUUAGCAGGUCUCUCAACUUACUAGAAAACAAGGAAGCGCGCGGCUUCGGGGAGCUGGGGAGGAUUCCCGCCACCGCGGGAACCGCGGGAACCCCGGCAUCCCCUCGCGCCCGGCUGCUGCGGGAGCCGCGUCCCCGUCCCCCGUGCGAGCACCCCGGCCUCAGCCCACACCCCAAGGUCCCUCGCUUUGCCCCCCCCAAAAUUCCCCGAACGCCCUCAGCCCCGAGCGCAGCCCAGGCUCGAGGCAGGUUUUGGGCUGUGGGCAGCGUGGGCGUCUCCGGCCCCUUCCCACCUGGCCGCCAGCCCCCCCCCGGGGAUGCCCAAACCGGGGCGCAGAGCAGCGCCGGCGGCUUGCGGCUCUGAGCGAGGCAGAACUGCAGGGCAACGAUCUUUAUUCUACUUUUUAAUCUUUCUGUGAAACCUCGGCAGGCCCAGAAAAGCCACUUUGGCCGUAGACUUUGGGAGCAGUGUGAGGAAAACACCAGGAAAGGUGGGAAACGGGCUGCGGAAAGAGCGAUGCUCCCGAAGGAUCCGGGCGCACCGGCGCCGGAGGAGAGGAGCGGUUUGCCGCGGCGCGGGGCCGAGCGGGGAGCCGUGCUCCUCGCCCAGGCUUUUUCAGAGCUGGCUACCGUGGAGGCAUCCCGACUGCCGCAUUGGUGUGAUGCUCCUGCCGGAUCCCAGCACAGGCAGAGGCCCCUGCGCUCGGCGCGAGCAGCCUCACUGACGCCCCGGGACGCCCAGGUGUGCAGCGCCCGCGGCUGGGUGCCCUGUGCUCAGCCAGCUCACGGGUACAGAAAAAUGAAACUGCAACAUCCGCGGAAGUCCUGGAGCUCCUGCUACCUCCUCCUGGGGAAGUUGUACAGAGUUUGCAGCUGGCCACGACUGCAGGCUGCGGAGCCGGGGGCUGCUCGGAGCCGGAGCCGGGGCGGCGAGGGGCGCCGAGCUGCCGAGGGCCCAGCUGGUUGUAAACAAGGCAAAGCCGCGCUCCAGAGGAAGGGUGGGGGACGAGGCCAAGAUGGCGCCGCUGCCUCCAAGAUGGCGCCGCCGCCAAGAUGGCACCACCGCUGCCCCCCUCCCCCCACCCCCGAGAUGGCGCCACCGCCUCCAGGUUGGCGUCGAGGAUGGCCGGAGGCCGGGAGGGAGGAGGACAGGGUGCUUUGGCACGGAGCGCAGCGCUGCUGGGGUAAAACGGGGCUCGCCGAGGGCAGCGGCCGGGCCCCGGCCCUCGAGGCUCUCCCGGGGUCGCUGGCCAAACCGCCGCCACCCCUCCGCGCCGGCGCUUCCCGCCGCCUACGCCGGGGGCUAUUUUUAGCCGGCUCUGAGGGCAGGUCGGCGGAGGGCUCGGGCGCCCACCGCCCGCUCGCGGGAGCUCGGCCCCUGCCGCCUCCAGGGGUGAGCCGGGCGUUUGCUGCACGAGCCGCGGCGGCGGCGGCUGCCUGCAAGGGGCCUGCGAGAGCCUCUGCCCCCGCCGCAGCCCCGGGCUCCAGGCGGGAGCCGGCUCCGGGCCGGGGCUGCUCGUCUCGGCCCGUUUACGGCCCCUGCCGCGUCGUCCCCUCGACUCGUGCCGGGAAAGAAGCUCCCCCGCCACCGCCCGCUCUGACUCAGUGCCCCUCUCCGGGCUGCUCGGCUGGCGGCUUCCUGCCGGCAGCGGCGAGACGGGCUCUGCUCGCAGCCCUGUGAUCGGUUUGAGGGGGGGUUAUGUGCCGCAGUUGCCCUCCCGGGCCCGGCUGUGGGAGGGCUGCUCACGGAGCACCCGCCCGGCCGGGACCCGCAGCGGUGAGAGCAGCACCAGGGCUCUUCAGCAGGGUCUCGCUGCCUUUCAUCACCCACCCCUGCAGCCGGAGCAGGUCAGAGCGAACCCGCUGUGCCGCGGCACCUCGGCAGGUACCCUUCCUCCUGGGCAGGCCCAGGAAGACAAGCAGCUCCUCAGGGCCUUGCUGUCGCUAACCAAUGGCUAUAUUCAAGAAAAACAGAGAAAAAGUUUAUUAUUUUUUUCUUUAUAAAAUAUCUCCAAUAACUUAUAUAGGCAAAUAUUUAAAUUAAAAUAAAUUAACUCCACUCUACCCUGGGACAUGUGGCUGUCCACAAGGUCAAACUA
Rhea pennata is the source of this 2242-nucleotide messenger RNA. RefSeq names its product skin secretory protein xP2-like. Bases 661 to 1824 code for a protein of 387 amino acids. The record is from RefSeq and is a predicted model, not a curated record. The transcript is spliced from 5 exons. Lineage: Eukaryota; Metazoa; Chordata; Aves; Rheiformes; Rheidae.